Molecule: messenger RNA, 1152 nt
Organism: Lates calcarifer (barramundi perch)
Lineage: Eukaryota; Metazoa; Chordata; Actinopteri; Centropomidae
Product: signal-regulatory protein beta-2-like
Exons: 6
Coding region: 80-1069 (329 amino acids)
Biological process (GO): response to bacterium
Source: RefSeq, a predicted model, not a curated record
GUCACGUCACAUCCCCUCUUUUACCCACUGAAGUACCAGUGAGGUUCCUGGCAAGAGACAAUGUCAAGAUGAUCCUGUUAUGGGUAACAUUGCUUGUUCUUCAUCAAACUCGCUGGUUCCAGUGAUCACAGUUCAACCUGGUGAAUCUGUGACCUUCACAUGUCCUCUGCCUAAUGUUGAGAUCAGCGGCAGACAAAUUCACUGGUAUAAGCAAAGUGCUGGGAAUACUCCGAAAAUAAUUGCAACACUGCGGAAAACUUCAAAACCUGAUUAUUCACCAGAGUUUUUGGAAUCCAGAUUAGAGGUAACAAAUGAUAAGAGUUUUGUCAACCUGACCAUUGUGAGGACGAUUCAAGAAGAUGAGGGAAUGUAUCACUGUGAAAUCAUGGAGUGGAUUAGUCAUCCUCUGUGGAGAGGGACAUAUUUGUUAAUAAAAGGAAACUCUCGAAGGACCUCAAACUAUACUGUUGUUAAGAGUCCAACAGCAUCUGAUCCAGUGACUGUCCAGUGUUCAGUCCUCUCUGAAUCUGAGAACAAGACGUGUUCAGGAGAUCACAGUGUGUACUGGUUCAGAGCUGGAUCAGAUAAAUCUCAUCCUAACAUCAUCUACACUGAUGGAAAUGAUUGUGAGAAAAGAUCUGACUCUCUGAAGAGCUGUGUUUAUCGCUUCUCUAAGAAUGUCAGCUCCUCUGAUUCUGGGACUUAUUACUGUGCUGUGGCCACAUGUGGAGAGAUCCUGUUUGGUAAAGGAACUAAAGUGGAGACAAAGCAAACAGGAAGUUCUGAAUUUACUGCACUGAUGAUAGUAAUAGUCUGCUUGGUCAUUUCUGUGAUUGGAAAUGUUGUUUUCAUCUGUUGCCGAACUCCAGUGUGUGUAAAAUUUAAAGGAAAAGAAAGUGCCUCUUUACAAAGAGAACAUUCCAACUCGAGCCAACCAGUACUUGAUAUUACUAAUGGUGAAUAUGAUCAGAACUAUGCCGUGGUACAUUUUUCAAGAGGGAAAGUCAACAGAGGAAGGAUGAAGAAAGAGUGGACUGAAGAAAGUGUGUACUCUCAUGUUAAAUGCUGAAUGUGAACAUAUGUCUAUGAAAAACUGUGGGUUAAUUAAUAAAACUGACGUCUGACAGUUAUAAUUAAAUAAAUGUUGUGUGU